Molecule: messenger RNA, 2646 nt
Organism: Trachemys scripta elegans
Lineage: Eukaryota; Metazoa; Chordata; Testudines; Emydidae
Exons: 5
Coding region: 205-1284 (359 amino acids)
Source: RefSeq, a predicted model, not a curated record
AAAGCUCCAGCGUCAACCACACCUCCGGCCUCGCAGGAGUUCAGGAGCCGGCGCUUGCUCGUCUCUGGCUGCGGCUUGGCACAGCAGAGGGGAGUUUGCAGGGCGCAUGGAGGGGCGGCCCUACGCGGAAAUCCCCGGCCGGGGGAGGAGCCGGCGGCCCGCGGAGAGCCGGGCUGGGUUGCUUUCGCUUUCGGCUCGCAGGAAAUGGCUGAGAGCGACCAAGGGGCGCGCUGCACCCAGGCGGGGGGCCGGGAGGGCGCAGGGGAGUCUCCCGGCGGCGGGGCGAGUUCCGAGCCUGGGCAGCGCGCAGGGGCCGAGCCCGGGGCGAGCUCCGAGCCUGGCCAGCGCGCAGGGACCGAGCCCGGGGCGAGCUCCGAGCCUGGCCAGCGCGCAGGGGCCGAGCCCGGGGGCUGCCCGCCGGGGAGAGGCGCUGACCCGAGCCCUGCCGAGUGGAGGGGACCCGCCCUAGUGGCCUGGUUACUCUCCUUACUUGCGAAGGGCCCCGAGGCGUCCAGCCGCAGGGACCGGCCGGCCGGGGAGCCGGACACCCCGAUGCCUCAGCUCGGCGCUAACAGUGCCCGGGGAGCAGCUGGAACGGCACAAGAGCUCCGGAAGACAGCGGAGAGGCUGCAGGCUCAGCUGGAGGCUCUGAAAGGCUCCUCGGACUCUGAGACCCUGGAAUUCCUCCAGGCACUAGAAGCGCCCGUCAGAAUCGCCAGCCGCGUGCUCACUGAGAACCAGAGGCUACGGCGGGAGUUGGAGGAGUUGAAGGGCAGGUUGGCAGCCCCACGGCCCCUGGAACCAGCCAGACAGCCUCCAGCUCCCUGGGCAUCGUCCCCCUGGGCCACCCGGAGCACAGCCUUGCCCCUGCAGGUCCGCGUGAGCGGGAAGACGGCCGGCUGCGAGAGCCAGUUCUUGGACCAGGUGGCUCAGCUCCUCGCGGCCCAGGGCAUCUCCCUACAGGCAGGGGAGUAUGCGCCGCACUCCAGCUGCCCGCUGCUGCUCUUCUGCCCGAUCUCGUCCCGCUCGGGCACAGACAUCAGCAACGCCCUGGAGGGGAUCCCCGCGGCGAGGAAGACGAUCCUGGUGGUGCUGCACCACCAGCCCAACGAGCGGGCCGAGCUCUACGCCAGCAGCAAGCGGGAGGCGCAGCACUCCGGGCUCCUGAGCACCGUGGACGGCUGCUUCUCCACCCACUCCGGCUUCUACCAGUGCCAGGCCAACGCUGCUGCCGUCGCCGCUGUGGCUGCUGUGCUCCAGCAACUGGCCGUGGGCAGGCACUAGGGGGACUUCCUGCAGGAGGCAGCGGGCUCUGCGAGCUGGGACCUGGAGUGCCUGUGGGGCUGGGCUAAGCCCUGGUGACUGCACUGCCCUGACCCGUCUAGCUGGGAUGGCAUGGGGGGGAUCCCCAGCCCUGCAGCUUAGUGGACUGUUACCUGUAGGAAUGCCCGUCUCUGGGCUGGAGCUGUUCCUACAAACCUUUGCUUCUCUUAUGCCCCCCAACUACCCUCAUGUUGGUCCAUCCCCCCCUCCUCCAUCACACUGAGGGCAGCACUUGGCAUCAGAGCUGUGCAGAUGCAUUAGUUCCUGCCCCAUUGUACAGCUACCCCCCCUCCCUGUGCUAUGGGGGGGUGCCACUCACUCCCCUGAGCUGCCCCCAGCCCGCCUGUGAACACUGAUCAGUCCCUACAGGGAUCUCAUGCGAGCCGUGUGAUGAGACAAGUUCUGGUGCUUGUGGAUUCUGUUACAGCUGCUUCCCCUCCCUGGGGUUGGGGCCUGGUGCGCUUGGAGCUGGACCUGGGGGGCAGGCAUUGGGCUGGGCACACAUCACUCCUAGCGCAGUCAGGGCCAGAGCUGCCACAGGCUGCAGCGGGAGACCAAGGGAGGCUCUGUGGCCUGGCACAUGAGUGUUGUGUUCUGCUCUGGCGAAGGUGCUGUCUUGGCGAGGGGCUGCUCCCCAGCCCUGGGCACCUCCCUGUAUUCCAGGAUACAGCCCGAGCUAGGUGCCUGGACCCUAGGGGCUGGGGGUGAGGGUGUUGUACGGCCAGAUGGGUUGCAGCGUGGGGUGGAUUUGGAUAGUUCUUGGAUUUUCCACUUGUGGGUUGACAGCCUCUGGUUGGAGCCAGCCCCAGGGGGUGUUCAGGUGGCUAUUGGUGGGAUAUUUUAGAGAGCUGUCUUAACCAGCCCUCUGCACACACACCCCCUGCAAGCAGGGCUGCUAUGGUGCCCAUGAAUAUGCUACCUCAGGGCUUCUCCUUUGUCCUACCCUGGGGCUCCUAGCCUCUAGGGCCAAGCUAGGGCCCACGUCUGAUGCUGCUGCUUGGGGUUCGUGGAGCUGCGCCAUUAGUUCUGGUAUGGCAGGCUUGUGCUUUUCAAAUGCACAGGUCCCCUGCUGGGUUCCUGUCUGCGACCCACCUACAGGGAGUGCUGUAUGUGGAAGAUGUGGUAGAUCUGGGCUGAAAGCGUGGGCCAUAUGUUGGAGUAAUGACUAUACAGAUAUGGACCGGGGGGUUGGAAUGCCCUCUAGAGCCCACCUCACCUGCGGCCUCCUUCAUACACUACAGAAUCACCAUGUUUCCCUCACGCACCUGCUCCUUCUCCCUUUUUGGAGCCAAUAAACUACACCAAGCCAGGCUGGUUUCUCCA